AGUGUUAUCUUCUGAACUCAGCUGGUGGAACUAGACAUGGCCUCUCCCUCUGUCAUCGUUGUACAGCCCCAACUUACUGUGGCCAAUGCAUCGAGCACCUUGUGGCAGACUGGGUUGAUGGACUGCUGCAGUGACUGUGGAGUCUGCCUAUGUGGAGUAUUCUGUUUCUGGUGUCUUGAAUGUGAAGUAGCAAGUGACAUGAAUGAAUGCUGCUUGUGUGGCGGAAGCGUUGCCAUGAGGACUCUCUACCGGACAAAAUACGGAAUCCCUGGAUCCAUCUGCUCUGAUUUCUGCACUGUCCUGUGGUGUCCUGUGUGUUCUGUUUGUCAAAUAAAGAGAGAUAUUAACAAAAGGAAGAAAAUGGGGAUAUUCUAAUGAGGUGUUCCUGUACUUCCUGAUCGUGUGUCGUAGAGCCUCUGUAUACAAGAGUCUUCCCGUGACCUGCUGUGCUUACAGUUGAAGAAAGUGCUGUGUGCAUUUUAAUUUGAUUGUUGCAAAGCAUGACUUAUCUGAAAAAAGUCAACAAAGGAAAGAAACAACCUCAAGUUUGUCUGCAUGCACAUGUAUUAACUUUCACUAUUGCUUCUCAAGUAUCACUAUGUACUAAGCUGUCUUGGAAAGAGUAUUCUCUUGUUCUUAAUAUCUUGCUAAUGCCAGUCUACUCUAGGUCUGCUGUAUUCUCUCCUGACUAUUUCUGCUGCCAUCCUAUAAGAACAUAAGACAGAAUAAAUGCUGAUCGUUAA
Molecule: messenger RNA, 743 nt
Organism: Gopherus flavomarginatus (Mexican gopher tortoise)
Lineage: Eukaryota; Metazoa; Chordata; Testudines; Testudinidae
Product: placenta-specific gene 8 protein-like
Exons: 4
Coding region: 37-375 (112 amino acids)
Biological process (GO): positive regulation of transcription by RNA polymerase II
Source: RefSeq, a predicted model, not a curated record